Eleginops maclovinus (Patagonian blennie) is the source of this 4011-nucleotide messenger RNA. RefSeq names its product N-alpha-acetyltransferase 40, NatD catalytic subunit (gene naa40). The transcript has 8 exons. NCBI's taxonomy places the organism in Eukaryota, Metazoa, Chordata, Actinopteri, Perciformes, Eleginopidae. Gene Ontology annotation, cellular component: nucleus. The coding region runs from base 373 to 1092 and encodes 239 amino acids. The record is from RefSeq and is a predicted model, not a curated record. Gene Ontology annotation, molecular function: histone H2A acetyltransferase activity; histone H4 acetyltransferase activity; protein N-terminal-serine acetyltransferase activity.
AGGAGUCGAAGCCUGUGGAGAGGACGUGAACGCACCACAGUCAGAGAAGACGGAGAGGAGAGAAAAGAAAAGGGCAAGGAAGGGACCUGUAAUAAAUUCAGCCUCGCACUCUUGGCGCCAAUCCGAUUUAAAGAGAACAAAAACAGCUAAUUUUUCAUUUACUUUUUAAUGAAAUUUGCGCUUUGCCGCCGCCUCUCCCAAAGCCGCCGCUCGGUGCUAAUAGCCAGCUAGCCUCGUUAGCACACUAUCUAUCAUUGUCAUAUUAAUCUGGCCCCUUCUCUGUGUCUGACGAGACUAAUAACUCAGCAGCAGUGAACCACGGGGACAAUAGAGGUGUGUUUCUCCAGGGGAUCGAACACACACAGCUGCAAAAUGGGGAGAAAGUCCAACAGAGCAAAGGAGAAGAAAGCCAAGCGCCAAGAAGAGAGGGCAGCUAUGGAUGCCGUGUGUGCCAAGGUGGACGCAGCCAAUAAGCUUGAUGAUCCACUGGCUGCCUUCCCAGCCUUCCAAAAGUACGACAGAAACGGGCUGAACCUGCAGAUAGAGUGUAAGAGAGUGACCACCCUGAACCCGCUGUCUGUGGAGUGGGCCUUCGAACUCACCAGAGCCAACAUGCAGACACUGUACGAGCAGAGCGAGUGGGGCUGGAAGGAGCGGGAAAAGAGGGAUGAGAUGAACGACGAGAGGGCGUGGUACCUCCUGGCCCGUGAUGGAGACUCCGCCCCCGUGGCCUUCUCUCACUUCCGAUUCGACGUGGAGUGUGGGGAGGAGGUUUUAUAUUGCUAUGAGGUGCAGUUAGAGAGCAGAGUGCGGAGGAAAGGACUCGGAAAGUUCCUCAUCCAGAUACUACAGCUCAUCGCUAACGGUACACAGAUGAAGAAAGUGAUGUUGACAGUUUUCAAACACAACCACGGGGCGUACCAGUUCUUCAGAGAAGCUUUACAAUUUGAGAUGGACGAGACUUCGCCGAGCAUGUCCGGUUGCUGCGGCGACGACUGCUCUUACGAGAUCCUGAGCCGGCGGACCAAACACGGCGAGGCCUCGGCGGGACACACCCACGGGGGUGGGCACUGCGGGGGCUGCUGCCACUGAUCCCGCAUCAGCUCCAUUCUUCUCUCCGAUUGGUUAAAAGCCAGCAACUUUCAUUGGCUGUGUGUGAAAGCUUGAGCUGCUACUCUGCGAGCGUUUUCAGUUUGUUCAAAACGAACCGAUGGUGCAAUGUCUGGCUUCAGAUAUUGUUGUCGCGUUAUGGAGUGAGAUUUUUUUUGUUUUUGUGUAUUCCUGCUACAAAAGGAGUAUGCAGUGUGAGCUUUCACACAUAGCUCCUUUCUCUUUCUUAUUCUUGGUCUAAAGUCCAAGCUUUUCUCAUUCUCUUUUCCCAGUUGAUGACAAUUAGUAGUUCCAAAUCACAAAAAAAUCUAUGAACCUCAUCCUAUCCUCCUCACCUCCUCACGGGCUGUCCUGUCGUCAAUCAUUGUGCAGUGUUACUUAAACUCUGGCUGUAUUACAGAAACGUACUACCUUAAGAUCUAACAGUACAUUUUUGUAAACAAAUCAUGUCCUCACCCAAUCAUAAAUGAAUUACAAGCAGAUGCAGAGUAAGUCAGUUUCUGUUAUACAGCCCAGGAUUUAUUUGGGACCCCUACAAGCUUGUUUCACUGAACCAGGGUCCAAGGCUGGACUUGCUCUCAUUUGAGUCCAGGAAAACGGUCUGAUCUACAAGUCUCUACUAUGAAACUACCUGUUUAGGUAACAAAGCACUGCAGCUAGCAGCAAAUGCAAAUCAGCCCAUCAUAACACCAGAUAACAACACACUUUAAGCACACCCAUCGUCUCAUUCAGUUGAUGCUUUUAAUUUUUUUAACUUGAGCCACAAUAUCUCCAAGAUGGCCCUUUUCUUAAUUUUUCGUUCUAUUUUCCCCAGUGAUUCUCAAAAAUAUCCCCCCAGCAUGCUCAUUCAGAUGCUAAAGACAUCGCUCUUAUGUUUUAGUUUUUUUUACCACCUUGUGUUGUCUUAUGUACCACUUCUGUAAAUUCCAUCCUUCUUUUGAUGUGUCUGCCUCCGUUCUCGUUGCUUUAAUCUCAGCUUUGCGUCACUCCAACUCGCCUCUUCGUUCGCUCUGUUUCCUAGAGGUAUUGAUGAUAAACAGGUUGAUGUUGACGCUACCUUUUUAGGUGUAUUAAAACAAUCCUCCAUCCCUUCACUUAAAUAUUCUGUUAGCACGAGCAAAUCAUAUUGAUUUAACAUGAAUGAGGAUCGGUAGAAGUCACCGUUUCCUACAGUGGCCUCUGAAGCUGUUAGAGGGGACAAAGAUUGGCUCAUAGAAUUAUUUGCAGAGCACCGAAAUUGUUUUUAAUGGCCAUUAUUCCUCUUCUUCUCCUCAGUCGUCACCUGUUUCCCAGACCACUGUCAUACACACUGAUGACAGCAUUUCAUGUUAGUAAAUCACGAUAAAUCCACAGCCAUGCUGUUUCUGAACUGUAUCUGCGAGUGGGUCGUUAGAGUUUCUUUAAUAUUUCCAUUCACAUAUUAGAAGAAUGAGAUUGGGGCAGUUGUGGGAAAUGUAUAAAGUUUAGGGAUGGACUUUUUUCCAAACAAUCUGACCACUACUUUCUGGAUUAAACAGUAAAACUGUCCAUGCUAGAUUUGCAAAUCAAUGCUUUUGCUCAGAUUCUUGAUUGAUUUCAGAUAUCAAAUAGACAGUCAAUCUUGGAAGGCUUCUAUCAGUUUGAUUCCAUAUCUGUUUACACAACCUUCAGGGUAUUUUUGGACUGUUUAAAAUGCUGGUCAGCUGAGUUUUAAGCCCUGUCUAGAAACCAUUUCAUUCCAGGACUUAAGUCAGAUUUGUGUUGUGGGCUGGAGGUGUAAAAAUGUACAUCUUAACACUACUGUGGGUGUUAAAAUCUCUGUAGUGUCUGUGAAGGGCUUCAAAUGGUACGCUUUGAGAUGUUUUUUAAAACAGGUCAUAUCAAGGCUCAACUUGAGAUUUCAUACAAAUUAAUGCCAGGUGAAAGUGUGUGAAGCAGGGGAGACUGAAAUGUGAAGUUAACGGACACUUUCUUAAAUUUAGAUACUGAAAUAUUUUCCGUUAAACGAUCAAACAUGUUAUUUAUCACCAAGGUUUUCGAUGGAUCGAUUUUUGAGACAAAAAAAUCUUUCUGGAGACGACUUAUUGGUCUGUCAUGCUUGUUUUUAUCAUGAACAACAAAAAUGAUAAAACAACAUAUUGCUUGUUUUAGACUACCUUCUGAUAAAGUCAUUUUUACUGCAUAGGUUACAAUAAAGAGGAUGGUGUACAUAGUGGUAGUGAAUCAACCGACUGACAGUCUCUCUCAGGUUAAUCAAACGUAAUGGAACCUCAUCUGUUUUAUUUAACAGCCUCGCGUUCACUGGAUGAGAGUUACCAAAGCUCUGUUCUGGAGUCAGUUUUUCUUUGUGUUUCAUGCCAUAGUAUUUAAAGAAACUGAUCCGAAGAAUGUGAUGACACCAUUUUAAGGAGUUUAAUGAUGUGUUUCAGUAAAAGGAAAAAGCUCCAAUGCCUUGGAAAUGUGAAAGUGAAUGACAAAGUUUGAACUGACUGUAGAUCAGUGCUCGGUUACAUUAAAUCCAGAUAGGCGUGCUGUCUUUAAAAAAAUAAUUAAAAAAGGCGGUCUUAAAGUCAAAAUAUCUUGAGUACGAAAAUGAGCCUAAACAUAACCAGUUAAUUUUAAGUCAGUGAGUAUUUUUAUUUUAGAAAAUGGUUACAUACCCUCACAAAAUCACAGAUCCUUCUGGUUUUUCUCUGUGUGUGUAUAUAUAAGCUGUUGUGGAUCCAUCUUCAUUUUCAUUUCUUGCCUUUUACACAUAAAACACUUUUUAAACCAUGUUAAAAAGUAAAACUCCAUAUUUGAGAAUGAGCGUUACAGUCUUGUCCAUAAACGACAAUGAAAGGGAAAACUAAGUCAUUCUGCCUUGUCAGUGUUUUAUUUGUAUGUUACAAAUAAAGGAAAGUUGUUUGACUUUAAACGAUG